Messenger RNA from Lactuca virosa, 610 nucleotides. The record is from the annotation of a GenBank genome assembly. NCBI's taxonomy places the organism in Eukaryota, Viridiplantae, Streptophyta, Magnoliopsida, Asterales, Asteraceae.
AUGAAGGCGAACAAGAAGAGAGCAGUAUCUGCGGGGGUGGUUAAGCCUUUGGUGGAGCUAGUUGCCGGGGAAACGGGUGUCGGAAUGGCGGAGAAAGCGAUGGUAGUGUUAAGUAGCUUGGCGGCGAUAGAGGAAGGGAAGACGGCGAUCGUGGAAGAAGGUGGGAUUACGGCGUUGGUGGAGGUGAUUGAGGAUGGUACAUCGGUGAAAGGGAAAGAAUUCGCGGUGGUGACAUUGUUGCAGGUGUGUGAAGAAGGUGUUUAUAGCGGCAGAAACAGAGGGUUGUUGGUCGGAGAAGGUGCAAUUCCGCCGCUUGUUGCUCUUUCACAGACGUCAACCGCCAGAGCUAAACACAAGGCUCAAAGAUUACUUGGAUACCUGAGAGAACAAAGGCAAGAAGGUUCUUCAACUCCAAUAUGAACAGUUUGGUUGGCUGUACAUAAAUAUAUUAUAUUAUUAUAGGAAAUGGAUUUUGUAGAGUGGAAUAAAAUAUUAUUGGGUUUGAUUUUUUAAUAUAUUAUAUUUUUUAAAAUCUAGUGUUGUUUUUAUUUGAAUUUAUAUUUAUUAUAGCUGGCAAGAAGCAUGAUGGGUCUUUCUUUUUUGUGUGGGU